Messenger RNA from Alosa sapidissima (American shad), 3451 nucleotides. RefSeq lists its product as uncharacterized. The transcript has 5 exons. NCBI's taxonomy places the organism in Eukaryota, Metazoa, Chordata, Actinopteri, Clupeiformes, Clupeidae. The record is from RefSeq and is a predicted model, not a curated record. Bases 143 to 634 code for a protein of 163 amino acids.
ACUUGUGGAGAGGCCAGUGCAGUGUGUCUAUGCGAGAGGUUCUCUUGCACAACCUACUGUGAACAACAUCCUCAAGCAGAUAUACAAAAGUGUGAACAAUGUGGGAAAAAUCGCUUUAUGCUUACCAGAUACUCAGAGGGAUAUGGAACAGAGGAGGAGGUUGUCCAGUCAGAUCCUCAGGGAGAAAGCGAUGCUGACGCUGAUAUUGAGGACACAGAUAGCAGGCUGCCAUUGGCUCAGGCUGCAGGUGGCCGGUUCCUUGCAGCGAGUUAGCUCUCGGAAACGGAAGCGUCAGCGAAUCACCAGGCAGGACACGACCGAGAGCGAGGAUGAUGGAGGGCAAACUCAGAGGACUCAUCGUUGGAAUCUCAGACUGAGUCCCCACCGCACUCACAACAAGACCAUUCUGGAGGAGAGUGUCUCCCAGGUGCGGCCCCUCGUCCUCUGCCACUGCACCGCUGGUGAGGGCCAGACCACGCAGGUGGACGCGCCCAAGGGCCCCAGGAAGUGGUGCCUGACCCAGUGGCCCUCGUCUUUCUCCAGCCCAGUCCUCCUCUUCCUAAUCUUCCUCCCUCUCGCGCUGAGCUUCAUCAUCGUGAUCGUCUCCUUCCUGCUGCCUCUGACCAACACUUGAUCAACAGAUCCUCCUCUCGCGGUUUGUUUGCGUCAUGUUGUGUGGGGUCCAUGAAAGCCUUGUGUUGUGUGUCGCCUAGAGAUCUGAUAGUUGGGUUCCACAAUUGUGUCCCUUUAGCCAUAAUUAAAGUAAUAAAGUUGACCUUUGAACCUUUAAAAUAAAUGUUUAUACCACUAACUACUGUGCCGAACAGCAUAUGUGCUUGUACUGUAAAUUAUGUCACUAUUUAAAUGGUUGCACUUAUUGCUUAAUUUAAUUGAAAUAUUUUGAAGAGCAUAUAAUUAUUUUAUGUACUUGGUUAAAACAUAGAGAUGUCUAUUUUUAUAGUGCCAGUUCUUGGUUGCAGUUAUAAUGUAUUAGAUUUCAUGAAAUCCAGCAAACCCUUAAAUGAUCAAAUAUGUAAGGGAUAAUGCAUAUUCAUUAUCUCACAUGCCAAACAGAUAUUUUUGCAAAAUCUCACUUUAAAAUAGUUUUGUUUGCUGUUUUAUGGCUUUCACUGUAAGAAAAAGAACAAAUGUAUCAAAUCUUUACUUGCUAACUAGUUGUAACAAUUUUUUUAUAAGUGAACACACUUGCAGAAUUAUAUGAGAAAUGUGAAUCAGAAGUACAAAACCCCUUGCCAAAUAUCAGUGUUGUCAUUACCAACAAAUAUUAGAUCUCCAGAUAUUUUGAUGGCACAUUCAUUUCAAUGGAAUGUUCUGCAGCAUUCUCUGGUGCUGAAUAAUAAAAGGUACUAUGUCAGAGGCUUUAAUGAAUCUGUUGAUUUGAUCUAAUGUUAGGGAUUAUGUCCAUGUGCACAAACUUACAAAAUGUGUAAAUAAGAACUAUCUUAUUAAUUUAUGCCUCUCAUAAUUAUUUACUUUUGUGGCUCUCCUCCUUACUCCUAUUUCUUCUCUUCAUUGUUUCUUCCACUCUGACUUCUUUCUUUCUCAGUUCUAAACCUUCCAUUGUUGCACAAACAAGUAACAUUGUUAUUUUUCUCUAUAAUCACUCUACCUCUCACUCUUUCUUUCUCUCUCUCUCUUUCUCUUUUGUGGUGAGUGGGAGAGUGAGGGUCAGUGAGAAGGUCACUUGUGGGAGAAAAAAGAAAUUGUAUGUGACAUAACUAUGCAAUCUGCAGUCAAUCUGUGUGAGUCUCAGACUGAACUGAAGUACACCCUAGAGAAAGUUCAAGCACAAUCACAGAACAGUGAACAUUUAAGUGAAAAUGUGUUUACAAAGCAAGCAACUGGCAGACUCUUAGUAUAGCCUGUGGUGAACAUAAAGGACUAACACUAACCAACCAAGCACAAGUGGUAUUGUCAGAGGGUGACAUACUUUGCAAUAUAGCAUCCUUUUGCUUGACUCUGUUGUGUACUCAUUGGGAUUGUGUAUAUCUGUCUGAUCUUGUUGAUGCACUGUGUUUCAAAUAAGCCAAACAAAAAAACAAGCCAUGGUAUCUCCUCUUAGCACUAACAUGUAUUUACUGCGGUAAUACAUUUAGAACCUUUCUUCCCUACCUCAGUAGAUAGGGACUGCCCACGAUUGUAGUGGCAGUCAUAAUAAAUAGCAUUUAUGUGUCAAUGAUGUGUGACUUCUCAUGUAGAGCAAGUCAUUCUGAUGUAUCUCUUCAGCCUCUGGUCCCUUGAUCUCUGGAUCCUCGAUGCCCUAUUUAAUGCCAGACAUGUAUUUAACCAAGGUGUAGACAUUAGGUCCUUAGCAACCAAACACUUCUUGAACUUUUACUUAGGCAGAUUUUGCUGUUUCAUUGCAUGGAUAAAGGAAACAGUCAGGCCUUUUCUUUUAGACCUUUAGUUUUGGUCUUUAAAACUGUUCUGUGAGACAUGUUGCUGGUAAACUGUUGGCCUAGCACUUAUCUAUGUUUGAAAAAGAUUUCCCAUGGCUUAAUCUGAAAUGUUAAAAUGAAUCAAUGUUGAUAAACCAAAGUUAUCCCCAAGAAUGCAUUUAAUGUUUUGUCUAUUUAACAAAGCUAUUUGACAACACGCUCUAUUUGUCUUCUUAUAAGGACGUUCCCUUGAAAAUAUGAUGUCUUUUUGUAUGUCAUGCCUGUAAGGGUUGGAUAAGAGUGAGAAAGACUGAAAGGUUGAUGAUUGAAAGCUUAAUACCACAGUAUGAAUGCAGUAUUUUAAUAUGCUCUUUCUACACCUAUAAUCCAGUGGCUCUCUCAUAAAUGUUGACAUGGAAUGUUAAACAAAAAUACUAAAACUAAGCCUUUGUGACCGCUUAAAAUAAUAUGCCACAGCAAGUUGAUGAUGCCAGUCCUCUUAAUGUCUAAACUGAGAGAAAGAAAAGACUUCUCAGUUUAACAUCUGUGCCACAGAUAUACUCAAAGUUGCUUUGUCGUACUUAGCGGAGUUACAGUAUUAUAAUUUGGGAAUAACAGUUAUUAUAAGGAUUUUGCUACCCUACAUUUCGGUAGCUAUUAUAUUAGUUAUUUCCUAAACUUAAAGUGAGUUGGCACAACAUUUCUCACACAUAUUUGCAGGUGAGCAGAUAUUUUUUAUGGAGUAUGAUCAAGCCCUUUUAUUAGAACGACACAAGAUGCGUAAGACUACAUGUUAAUGAGCAACCUAGUCCUUAGAGAUAAUAAAAAAUGCUUGCCUUUGAAGCAAGAUUUAGAUGAAGCAUUUUUAAAAUUGUGCAAAUAGAGUAGAAGAGUAUAAACCACAAAUAACAGAGGUGGCACCGUAGACUUACACUCUUGGGUGCUUUCAACUGUGCAACCACCUGCUAUCCAGAGCCUCAGUUUUGUUGAUCUGUUGUAAUAACCAUCAUGUGUAAAUGUCAGAUAAACAAGGUUUGGGUCCCCCCCCCCCC